AUGGACUUGACCAAGGUGGGUAAAAAGUUUUUCACCUUGGCCAUCCAACUCCAUGAAGGGGGAAAAAUAUGCCUCAGUAAAUUGAUUCUUUGUGGAUUGUAUGAAUCUCUGGAGCUAGCCUCUCAAGACCUGAAGCAAAGAACAAAUCUUGAAAGUCUAGGUGGCCUCAUCUGGCUCCUGAAAUUAUGGCUCAAUGCCACUUUCAAGCCUUCCUUAAAAACAAGGGUUCCUCCUAACUCAAAGAUUUUUCUCGGUUCCUUCGAAUUCUCACUCUCUUACCAUUUCACCCAAGAAUUUGAGGAAUGGUGGGGCCUCUAUUACUUAAACAUACCAGAUCACAACCUCAUAGCUCAAUCUCUUAUCGACGCUUUCUCUUUCCUGAGGGCUAUAGUCAUUGACUUAUGGCUCUCAAGGCACCAGCACUAUAGGAACUUCACAUGUAAAAAGGGCCCUUUGAGGAUACACCAACUAAACAAGGAUGUUGACACUUCUUCCAGCGAAGAAACUCUGCAGUUAGAGCCUAGACAUGUCGGCUUGGACCUUAUUCAAACGAUCAAAGAUGAACUCAUUUCCCUCUUUGAGAUCCAGGGGUUGGUUGUGAAGCUAAACAAGUCAGAGGUGCCAAGUCCUAUUGUUGAAUUUGUUUUGGAUUUUGAACCUCAUCUCGAGCAAGUUGUUCAGGUCGUUAGGAAUAAACAAGAGUCUAUCAGUCUACUCGAGAGGAGAGUUGAAGUUAUGCACGAGCACCAAGUUCAUGAAUCUCAACAUCAAGUUGUUGAAUUAGAGGAAACGAACAAGGCCAAAAACAGGUUGGUAAAUUUGGAGGAUGAUAUCUUAUCCUGGACUCAACAGAUAAACUGGUUGCAGCUGAAGAUCGAGGUAGUGGAGAAAGAGAAGGAUGAGAUAGAUUCUUCUGAGUUGGCCUCUGUCAGCAAGAAUUUGGUUGAAGUGGCCAACACUGGUAUAGAGUGUACAAGGACCGCUCGUAUACUAGAGGCAGAAGUGAGCAAGCUGAGAGUUGCUGAGCUCAUGGUCGACAAGAAGCUUGAGCGUACAAGGUCACGCUUUGAAGAACUGAGGAGCAAGUUGAAUCCUUUAAAAUGAUGUGUAUUAUUUUUUAUUAUUAAUGUACUUUAAUUAUUGUAAGGACUAUCAUUUUUGGCAUAUUUAAUAUAUACAAGUUU
Molecule: messenger RNA, 1184 nt
Organism: Lathyrus oleraceus (garden pea)
Lineage: Eukaryota; Viridiplantae; Streptophyta; Magnoliopsida; Fabales; Fabaceae
Exons: 6
Coding region: 1-1104 (367 amino acids)
Source: RefSeq, a predicted model, not a curated record